Messenger RNA from Myzus persicae (green peach aphid), 3870 nucleotides. RefSeq lists its product as uncharacterized. Bases 822 to 3725 code for a protein of 967 amino acids. Gene Ontology annotation, cellular component: plasma membrane. The record is from RefSeq and is a predicted model, not a curated record. NCBI's taxonomy places the organism in Eukaryota, Metazoa, Arthropoda, Insecta, Hemiptera, Aphididae. The transcript is spliced from 13 exons.
GUCGUCCUGCUCCUUCGCGGCUCGUCCGUUUCACCGCCGACACCGCCGCGGGCACACAUUGGCGAAUUCAGUGUCGUGUCGCGUGCACUGCGAACAGGAUAUAAUUUCGUUCGCCGCGAUCCGCCACCGCCGUCGUACCACCGACUCCGCCGCCGCCGCGUUUACGCCACGAUAAUAAUAUAUGAUUUCCGACCUUUUCCGCUCACAUACUUUGGCCACAUAAUAUAAAUAAUAUGUAUACAUUAUUAUUAUAAUAUAAUAAAAUAAACCGAAAUGUUAUUGUGUUUCCGUCAUUUCGUCCACCCCGUGCACGCAGCGUACUACAACAAUAAUAAUCAUAACAAUGAUAAUAAUAUUUAUUAAAAUUUAAAACGUAAUAGAUUAUUAUUUUACAAUAUUUUAAAUUUUUGAAUAUUUUUUUUAACUUACCUCCCCCGUUCGAUUUUCUCACACCAUUAUCCCGUGCAACACUACCGGUUGCAAUACGCUACGAUUAUCGUCGAGAUCAGAAUCUAAUCGAGUCAUCCUAACACGGAGCCACUAACUUUGGGUACUGAUGAAUAUUUCAUACACGAAUUUUGGUACAUUCAUUAUACAUCCUAAACAUAGCUUUUCCUAACAAAAUGGUCCAUGCUGUUUUUACUCUCGAAACUAGAGGUUGUACCUAUUUGUGUGCUGGAUAUGUUCUAAUAUCAAUACACAUUUACUGUACUGGUUCUUAAAACAUCUUUGUUCAAUGGAUACAAUACAUCUAUCAACUUCUGUAGUGUCCGUCGAUAAAACAACAUCUUCUUAAAGCACGGUUAAAAAACACAUUGACAAUGAAAACGUGCUCCAUCCUGCUUGGCGUACUAAGCUGUUGGUACAUAUUGACGUCGAAAAUGGUGAAAUCUGAUUCCGGAACUUCUACUAAAGGCAGAAUAGAUCAUUGCAAUAAAACUGUUGAUAUCUAUGAAGAUAUCACUAGUCCGGAAGUAACGUCAUCGAAUUUUGGCAAACCACUUUACUGUUCAUACAGAUUUCGUUCAUUUAAAGGAACGCCUAAAGACUAUAUUCUUCGAAUUAGAUUUAAAAAAUUUAAAUUUGGAGUAUUAGUCAAUGGAACAUAUUGUCAAGGAGGAUUCAUGCAGAUACUUGAUCAUGCGGGAAAAGGUAACGCCGCAACUAUUACAUCUAAAAAAGAAGUUCCAGGAUCAUAUUGUGGUGAAAUAGAACAACCGCAAACAUUCUUAUCGGAAACGAGUUCAGUUCGAGUUAUUUUUCAGACAAAUAACUUUACAGAUCAAACUUAUUACAGUUUCGAUUCAAGAGCUGAACAAGAAACUCAAGUUUACUUGCGAUAUGGACAACAUCCGGAACUCUAUCCUAAUAGAAGAGGAUUGCUGAACCCUGGGAGCUAUUGUGAUAGGACAUUUAAAGAAUGUCGACUGCAAACGUGUUAUGUCCAAAGCCCAGCGUAUCCAGGAGUGUAUCCUAGAAAUCUCAAGUGCAAUUAUUGGCUGAAUACUAAAAAUCCGUUUAUUCGUCUGUACAUACAAAACGAAGAAUUCAACGUGGACGGUCAGCGAUGUGAAAAUAUUAUCACAUGCCCCAUGAGACCGAUCACGUCAGGAGCCGAGUAUUGCCCGUAUGAUUAUAUAAAAAUAUAUGACGGUAAAAAUGCAUCUAGCCCAGAGAUUGGAACUUUUUGUGGAAUGGGCAAAUUUCCCCAUUCAAUUGUUGGUACGAGUGAAGACUUAUUUGUGGAGUUUGUAACAUCAUCAGCAGGCCCACUUUUAAAUACUGGCUUUCACUUUAACGUUGGUAAUAUGCCCGGUCACAUGCAGACCGCCGGUGAAAAAAAUGGUACUUGCGAUUGGAUAUUAUCGAGUGAACAUUUGAGCAGAGAUCACCAUACCGAAGGGAUAUUCAUGUCGAUCGCUCACUGGUAUCCUCCGCACACCUCCUGCACUUAUCAUUUACUAGGGCUGCCGAAUCAAGUAGUUCGAGUUUAUUUUCCCAGCUUUCGAGUAAAUAGCAUCGAGAGUCCUGUGACGAGUGACUGGACCGGCGACUGCGGAGAAAGCUUAACUCUCUACGAUGCCGCAGGACCAGAUGAUACGAGAAUUAUAAAAACAUUUUGUGACACGUUUUCCAAGCCGGCUGAAAAACACGAUUUCAUAUCAACGGGAAAUUCCAUGUUUAUCCGAUUUGAAAGCAAGACCGGCAGUUAUUCUGGGUCGUCGUUGUAUUAUUGGGCUCACUAUGACUUUUUCAACGACACAAAAUUCGGUACAGCAAUACCAGAUACAGUGUGUGACGAAGAAUUCGUUAGUUGGAAACCAUCGUCGGGAUAUUUCAGAUCACCAGUGAACACACUGGUCUACAAACGACAAGGAACGGUUACAGAUCCUGAUGCUAAAUCUCAACCAAUAGUUUGUCAUUAUAAAUUUACGACAGACGUUCGGUUAUUUGCCCGAAUUGUUUUGAAAAUUGAGUCGAUUAAAUUCAAGGACCACAAUUAUAGGACGCCCAUUGAAAAGGACAACGACUGUUGGUACAGCGAACGGGACAAGCUACUGGUAUGGGAGCCGGAAGAGAUCGACGCAGGUUUCGGGCUGAACCGGACGGUCAUCAAUCAAUCGAACACCAACAACGGUCUGUGUUUGUUCAACAACGUAAACAAAACGAGAUCAACGCCGUCGGACCCUCACGCGGGCGAAAUAAAAUUCGUCUCGUCCGGCAACUCAUUGAACGUCGAGCUGAAUCUGAACCCCCUGCACGCGGCCCUGAGCUAUUUCAAGUACGAUGUGCCGUUGUUCGAGGCCAGAUACGAAUUCGUGCACGGUCCCCUGUGCGGGCCGUCCGUCAUACAGCCGGUCGACGAAGGCGAACUAGUGUUUCCGCGGUUCGACGCCAUGGGAUUUGUAGAGCCGCCGAAAACGCUCGAAUGUAUUUGGGAGAUACGCGUUCACGAGGACCGGGAUUUGUGGUUACAUUUUAAUCAGGUAAACUUCGUGACGGACGACUGUCAGGACGGCCGGCUGGAGGUGUACUUGCCAUCCAGGUCGGUGGACUACCCGUUCAUGUCGGCGUGCGGACACAACUCCACGGCGCUCAAAGACCUGCCGCUGUUGACUUCCAAGGACGUUGAAGAGGCCGCCGACAAGUCGUCGCCGACGACCGGCGGUGCAGAGUCUCAGCGGCACGACAACCGGUCGCGGCGAAGGCGGCGACAGCGGCGGCGCUACGUGCACGUCCGGUUCGUGGGCAACGCUUACCCGCACAAGGCGCAGUUCAAGAUCGCUUGGUCCGAGCUGAGCCACUUACCUCGGAACCCAGACGGGACGCCGCGGGCCGCCCGGCGCACUUCCGACGCCGACGACGAAUGCGCGUUCCUGUGUCCGGGCGACGAGCGACUGUGCCUGCCCGCCCGGGCUGUGUGCAACGGCGUGAUUAACUGCCCGGGUGCUCCCAACGACGAAUCGCCGGACACAUGCGAACGCUGGAACCACGGGUUGGCUCCGUCCACCGACGUCGGUGGCCGCGGAGCCCCGGCGGCUGUCGCGCUGUUCGCCGCCGUCACGGCGGCCAUUGCUGUCUUCGGAGCGGCGCUGUUCGUGGCCAGCACUUACUGUCGCCGCCGGCGCCAACUACUCCGAAGUGGCCGACCCGCAGCGUCCGGUCGUCGAGCUAUGGUCGCUGGUGGCAGGUCAACCGACCGCAUUUAUUCCACGGACUAUUAAAAACGAAUAUAAUCGGAUAAUCCUAUGGAUGUCUGCGGAUCAUCGUCGACAAUUCCCACACAUACCAACUAUCUAUACGACAAAUGAAUUAAUCGCACAUGAUCAUUAUAAUUUUUUUUUUUUGUAAUUAAGUAUUAACUAUGAA